UUUUUCCAAAUUGAUUCAAAUGUAUCUUGCAUGAAGCCAUUUUUAUUCCAGACCACAUAUUGUCCUAUGUAUUUGAAUGUGACGCUAAGCCUGCAUUUUGGAUUUGUGCAGGUUUCAAUGUUAGUGCUGAUCAAAGCUGCAUCUAGAUUUGAUGAAAGGUACACUGCAGUAGCUGCCCCCUGCUGGUGUGAUUCAGAUGCUGCAUCACACGUACACGUUACCCUGCAUUUUAUUAUGAGCAUUUUGGGGAUAGCGCUAGCAGAAUUGGAAGGGUUCCUGGAGCUGUAUACCUCUUACGAAGUCUUACGAAUUUUCUCCAUGUUACAAUACCUAGAUGCGCAUUUCAAUCCCGACGGAUUAUGUAGCCUGGGUUCUAACCACUAGAUGUCGCCCUCGUUUGGCUGAUAUUUCGUUGUUUACUAUUGGGGUGUGCUUCCUAUGAAACCGCUGGAUGGAUAUAGGAGUCUUACUUAGUGAGACUGUUCAACGUUCUUUAUACGCCGUCGUUAUAUCCGGCCGAAGUGUCCCGAAGUCCUACAUAGCCCUAUCAAAGUAAACGUGCCCUCCGUGCGCGUUCAUGUGCACUCCGCGCGGUCGCGAGCCUGGCUCCCAGCCCGUGCCGUGCGCGCCGCCGGCCCCGGAAGCUGGCUGCGCGGGCGGCUGCGCUUCCUCAUCGCCAUUCUCACCCAGGCUCUGUCGCGGCGGAGCGCGCACAUUCACGCCGAAGGAAAGCCGCUUGCACGGAUCAUGGCGGAGCACGACCCCACCCCCGAGCAGCUGGCUGCCAUCGCUGCCGAGAACGAGACUGCAGAGAUGGUUAACUACCGUGCGCCGGCCCAGAAGUCCCUGCAGGAGAUCCAUGAGCUGGACAGAAAUGAUGAGAGCCUGAGGAAAUACAAGGAGGCCCUGUUGGGCUCGGAGUCCGCCCCAGAAGCCGACCCCGAGGUCCCAAACGUCCAGGUAACCCAGCUGACUCUGGUGUGCGAGGCGGCUCCCGAUGCCUUAACCAUCGACUUGCAUGGUGAGUGGGAGAACCGUUCCUUGGUUUGGCACGUAACCUUCAUUGGUGGGGGGUCGGGGUUGAGGAAUGGGAGCUUUUGGAUGUUUCCCUUCAGUGUGAAUGUCAGCCCCUGCUGUGUCCCUGCUCUUUGCCUAGAGGACCUGGAAGCUUUGAAGAAGCAGUUCUUUGUGCUGAAGGAGGGCGUGGAGUAUCGGAUAAAAAUCAACUUUAAAGUGAACAGAGAGAUUGUUUCGGGCCUGAAGUACAUACAAGAGACGUUCAGGAAAGGAGUUAAAAUCGACAAGUCAGCCUACAUGGUGGGCAGCUAUGGGCCGCGGCCAGCCGAGUACGAGUUCCUGACCCCCCUUGAGGAGGCACCUAAGGGCAUGCUGGCUCGGGGCACGUACAACAUCAAGUCCCACUUCAGCGACGACGACAAGCACGAUCACCUUUCCUGGGAGUGGACCCUCAACAUCAAGAAGGACUGGACGGACUAAGGCCCGCUCCUCUCCUCUCCGCCUCUGUCUCCCCCGGCUUCAUCCACUUCCCUUUUUCUUUCCUCCGUUGUAAUUUCAGCUGUAACGGCCGCAAAGAAAGAUCUCCCUGCCCUCUUCAACAGUCCCUUUGCGGUCACUCUCUUCCUUCUAUGCUUGUCGUGGAACAUCGUCAGCUCCCAUGUUCUAAGAAAUGAAAUAAAUCUGGAAUAAGUCUUGAUCAGGGUCAUGGCGAUGGGGGUAGGAGGUCAGGCAUAGAGUAGCAUGUCUGUAUAUAAAUCACACUAUACUCCUGCUGUGGUUCUGACAAGCCCACAGCGUGGCCUAUAUAUAAAGAGAGCACUGGUGCCACAUGGGAUCAAAGGUCAUCAUUGGGUCCAUCCCCCCCACUCCACUGACAGAGCCCUUACAUCUGUCUUACACGUGUGUCUUAGGGUUUCUAAUUGCAAUUCUAAUGAUGAAAUGUCAUAAGAUGUUUUUCUCUGUGUGUUUUUCAGUUUAUCAAACUUCCGAUAGCUUCCUGUCCUCAGGAGCCCAAAUUUUACGUUCUGUCCAGGCUUGUUCUUCAGGAGGUGAACACUGUGCGUUCGGACAGAUCUCAGUUCAGGGACGUUUCGUCCACCAUAAUGUUGGAGGGUGUCCGAUGGCGUGAAUUCUGAAGGUGCUGGUUUUGUGGCGGGGGAGAGUCUUUCCCUGAGUUGUGGACGUCACCCCGAGCAGACAAACGUGGACCAUCAGUGACCAGCUGACUCACUAACGCUGUCAUUAGCCAGCAGUGAAUUUUUCGCUGUCGGCGAAUUCUGCGUCAUUCUGGCCCAGAGGCGCCAUAGGAAGUGGCACCGGGAAAGAGACCGGAAAUGGCGGUGAGGGCUUCGCACAGAAGUGGGUAACGUUUGGCUGGCUGUCAUGGUGAUCAGGAGCUCACUCUAAUCACAAGGAUUCUCUAAUCCUGUUGAGCCCCCAGUUGUCUUUACGCUGCCCCACUUUCUUCCAUACGUUCAUUCUGUUCUGGCUCUGGACAGUCUCAUCAAACUGACUGACUCACUUCCAUGGUUACCCAGGCUAGAGCUGUGACACCAAGGGAAAUGUCCAGGAGAGGGGGGCCUCUAGGGGCUAGAAGACCUUAGUCCUCAUCGAAGGUGCUGUGCAGGGCAGAAAAAACACUAAACAAGUGUUUCCAUGGAGAUGCAUUUUGACCCCGUUUAGCAGGUUGCUGAUUUCUGAUUCGUGCAGACCGAGCAUCAGGGCAGGUUGUUGAUUUCUGAUUCAUGCAGACCGAGCAUUAGGGCAGAUUGUUGAUUUCUGAUUCGUGCAGACCGAGCAUCAGGGCAGGUUGUUGAUUUCUGAUUCGUGCAGACCGAGCAUCAGGGCAGAUUGUUGAUUUCUGAUUCGUGCAGAUCGAGCAUCAGGGCAGGUUGUUGGUUUCUGAUUUGUGCAGAUCGAGCAUCAGGGCAGGUUGUUGGUUUCUGAUUUGUGCAGACCGAGCAUCAGGGCAGGUUGUUGGUUUCUGAUUUGUGCAGACCGAGCAUCAGGGCAGGUUGUUGGUUUCUGAUUUGUGCAGACCGAGCAUCAGGGCAGGUUGUUGGUUUCUGAUUGGUGCAGACCGAGCAUCAGGGCAGUAUCGUCUGGGCCUCGAGUGGUCAGCUUGAAGCUGUUUAUCUUCUUAUUCUUCUUUCACUGUUUUGUAUGUUUAAUGUUUUUCUAUUAUCAUUUUAAACCUUUUAUUUAUUGCUUCUGAUACCUUGAGAUCACACUAAAUUGGUCAUCGGACCAACUUGUGCUAUUACUAUCCCCCCUCCCACAUCCGUCCUUAUUUGGGUGGGGAGGGGGGGGCAAACUGGAUCAGAAUGUCAGCAUUACAUUAUCCGCGUUUACCCAUAGUGCAACACUACGUGUGACCCGUCUUACUGUGGAACAAUCUAAUUUCUACGAAUUGCCUUAUUUGACUGUAAUUUUCUUCCUCUCUGUAAUUAUCCGUCUCCAUGUGUUAAUUCAGUCCUGUUUCGUCUUUGUUCUGUUAUUUAAACACGGCCGUCGUCCAUGUUUUUUGCAGUCAUCACAGCAUGUUGUUGUGAAAUUUUCACAAAGAGAAUAAGUAUGUUUGAUCAGGGCCCAGUUGGAUUAAAAUAUGAAAUUGAAUAUUCAUUGUAUAAUUUCAUUCCUAUAUCCUAACUAAUGCAAUGAUUAUUUGUAAAAUAUCACAGGCCUUAGUUACUCAUGUAAGCUCUUAUCCCAAAAACCAAGAACCUUUCAUUGAUUAAAGAUAAUUUAUGCCUUGGAAAAUUAAAAUGUUACCAUUUUAAAUUG
Molecule: messenger RNA, 3801 nt
Organism: Brienomyrus brachyistius
Lineage: Eukaryota; Metazoa; Chordata; Actinopteri; Osteoglossiformes; Mormyridae
Product: rho GDP-dissociation inhibitor 1-like
Exons: 5
Coding region: 748-1497 (249 amino acids)
Biological process (GO): Rho protein signal transduction
Cellular component (GO): cytoplasm; cytosol; membrane
Molecular function (GO): protein binding; Rho GDP-dissociation inhibitor activity
Source: RefSeq, a predicted model, not a curated record